Messenger RNA from Magallana angulata, 6274 nucleotides. RefSeq names its product titin-like. Gene Ontology annotation, cellular component: SCF ubiquitin ligase complex. Bases 88 to 5745 code for a protein of 1885 amino acids. The transcript has 17 exons. Gene Ontology annotation, molecular function: protein binding. Gene Ontology annotation, biological process: SCF-dependent proteasomal ubiquitin-dependent protein catabolic process. NCBI's taxonomy places the organism in Eukaryota, Metazoa, Mollusca, Bivalvia, Ostreida, Ostreidae. The record is from RefSeq and is a predicted model, not a curated record.
GUUCAAUACCUCUAUUCAUAGCGUUACAAUUCGGGAACCAGUCAAGAAUAAAUCGUCCACAGUACGUAGCAGUAAGUGGGAACAACAAUGGAUGAUGACCCUUCACCUGAGGAAAUCAGGAGAAGACGACUGGCCUACUUUGAGUUGACCAAUGGCAGUGUAGCCCAGAGUACAUCCAUAGAGAGAGAAAAGUCACCGCUAGAAACUGCUACAGACAAGAACUGGCUGUCCAACAAUGUCAGAGGAGCUUACAGAGAAAACCAGCAGAUCCUGAAUGAGGAUGAAGGAAGUAUACCCUCAAAAAAUCCCUCAUCAGAUCCAAGUUUUCAAAGUAACAUUAAGGAUAAGCCAACUCCCUCUUCAGAUUCAUGUUUAAAGGAUGUAAAGGAUAAGCCUGACUCAAGGUAUGGUAAAGAGAGAUGGUUGAUAGAGACAGGACCAACGAAACUAGAAGGCAGUUUCUCAGGAGAGGGUGCUGAGCGAGAGAAGAUGGACAGCUUUUCAUUGUUGAGGGAGGAGCUGAGAACCAAGGCUCAGUGUGGGGAUGAGGAGGGAUAUAAUAGUGCUGUGGAGAGAUUGAUCAGUCUGGCCAAACAGGAGAUAGCGGACAGUGAGAACCAGAAGAAUGCGGGUCAGGGGUCGUCUAAAGCCAGGUACGUGGAACACUCACCCAGGUAUCUUCUCCACGGAGACUCCACCCUGCACAAGAACUCCACCCCACCUACUGCUCAGGUCUCACCCAAAAUCGACUAUGUCUCAUCCAAAAAGGAUUUCGUUUCACCAAUUGCUGUGGAGUAUGAAGACUUCUUCAGUAAGUCAGUAAAACACGGGAAAUAUGGGAGUGGUCAUGAAGUGAGAGAGUCCACGGACGAACCAGACGCGCGUCAUCUGUUCCAGAAAUCUCUUGGGAAUGUGGAUGAACUUGGUCUCUCUACGCACAGACCAGAGAGUACUCAGGCUGGUAAUUCUUCCACAUCCAUUGACAGCUUUAUCCAUGGUGAUAUAAGACAGGCUUUAGGAGAAGAAAAGUACAAAGAAUUCAUAGAGAAGUCCGCAAAGGACAUCGAUCAUCUAAACAGUGACCGGAGUUCUUCCCAUGAGGAGAAACAGCAAAAACAGACAAAGCCAAAACUUCCAGAGAAACCUAAAGGUCUGAAUUCAGAGCAUGGGUUAAAGCCAAAAAUCCCAGAGAAGCCUACAGGUCUGAACUCAGAGCCUGGGUUAAAACUCAGCAUUAGUAAGGAAGCCAAUGCAGAAAAGAAUAUGGACAAAGAGAAACCCAAACUGAAUAGACCAAAGUUUGUACCAUCGAAUAUUUACAGCCAGGAUAAUGAAGAAGAAGCAGAAAACCUUAGUCUACCGCCAUCUUAUCGCCAUGGAUAUGAAUCCCUCCAUAGGAAUGUUGUCUUCUCGUCUGAUGAGAUUUAUCACCAGGCCUAUCUGGGUCAGAGUCCCCCAGUCAGUAGGAGUUACAUGGGUAAUCCUGCCCAGUUCUCAAGGGAGUUUAGUCAAGGACAGCCAAAUCCAGCUCCAAGAGUAAGUACAAUGAUGACAGGAAGCGCCCCCUACCCCAUGCCACCAUUCCCUCCCCAUGUACAGCAGCACCCAGUCCGGAUGCCCUACCCCCCACCAGAUGAUCUGAUGUACACGGCCAGGAGCCAGCAGUCCGAGGCCUACAGACAUAUGUAUUCAGGAGUAACACCCCGACCCUACCCUGAGAGCAGGCCUGUAGACAUCCGACCCGAAGUAAUGGACCCCAGCAUGUACAAACCCUGGCCCUCAGAACCCCCUCCACAGCCCUACUACGAGGGUUUUGCGGCAAACGGCAUACCCAAGUCCCCUGACAUGAGAUACAUGUCCCCACAUAUUUCUCAUCCAUUAGAAGGGCACCAUUUCUCUCCCGCUGUGUCACGUAUGUCUGAGAGCUACUACGCGACGGCACCCUUGUCACAGUCUCCAGACGGACGAUUCAUGCCUUUCCAGGUCCCCAGACCGCCCGACGUUCCUAAUGUCCACAGUUCCGGGGAUGCGGGCAAACAUUUCCAACGGAGACCAGACUUAGGUUAUCAUGGACGAGAAGGAGCUAUGAUUUCACCACCUCAAGCACCUGCUAACAUGCGACCUGAGGGAGAGGGAGGGGUCUAUCCACCUUAUCCACCACAGAGGCAUGCUGGGAUACCCUACCCUCCACCUCCGGUCAAUGUGGACUUGGGGUCAUACUUUAACUUCCUUGCGGCCCAAGGUUUUCCUGUACCUUACCCUGUGCCCUACCCCGUACAGUCGGGACAGACCCCCCCACAGGUGGACACACAGAACAAGGACGCCACACAGGACAGAAAAAAUGAUGAUAAAGAGAUGCUGGAAAUGAUGAUACCUCACCCUCCUCUCCAAAAGAAAGAUUCCUCAGAAAAAAUUAUCCACAGGAAAUCUUCCCCACGAAAAACUGUUCCACCAGAGGAGGCACCGAAAAGUGAGAGGGGGUCAGAGAAGGAGAGGGGUCCCAAAAAAACUGAGGGUCAAAAACCGGAGGGGAAAUCUGUAAGCCAAAAACAGCAGAGCAAGAACGCUUCCCAGCGUCAUGUGGAUGAAAUCCGACAGUUCCAUGAACAGCGAAGACAACAAGAGGCAGAUGAGGACGCCUUGUUGGAGAAACAGAGAAAGUUUGCUAAGUCGUCCAUUGACAGGUACUUUAGUUCCCUGGAGAAACUUUACUACAGAGACAGGCAGGACCGAGACCCAGAGGAAGAGGAGAUGGAGGAAAUUCUGGAAAAUUCUCCACAGGAACAGGACUCCGAGGUCAACACAGAGGUCAACACCCAGGUCAGCAAGGUAACAAGUGUCAAGGCCGAGGGAAUCACCGAAAGAAUGAACAAACUUGGACUAGAUCUGUCGUUCCUCAGAGAGGCAGGGAAAAGUCAAGAAGGGGUUCCAAAGGAGGAAGGAAAAACAGUGUUGGUGUGUGAGGAGUGUGGAGAAGUGAACAAGGUGUACAUGAGCUGGUGUGGAGAUUGUGGAGAGUCACUGGCUGGCAUAGAAGUCACUAUAAUAAAGAAACCAAAGCCACCCAGAGUGUCAAAGAAAGACAGAUCGCCUAGUAAAUUUCCACAAAAUAAAGCUCCACCGGGUAAAUCUCCACCUAAUAAAUCCCCACCGGUUCCCAGUGAUAGCUCCAGCACUCAGUCCAGUCAGAAGGACCGAGUCAGGGCGGUGAAGGAGAGCAGGGACAGUGGUCAUCCCUCCAGCGAGGAGAUCGAGAACGCCCAGGCAGGGAGGGAGAUCGAGGAGAUCUUUGAACAUGUGACUGACCCGGUCAUCAAGGGCUUCAUCAGCUCCUACUACAGGAAGAAACAGGCUGAGCUGAUGCAGAACGAGGAAGAUGAAGAUGACGAGGAGGAGAACUUCUUCACCAAGGGCAAAGAGUCUCUGAAUGGAUUUGCUGAGGUAGAAAUGCAGCACAAUGAAGAAGACAAUAACCAGGCUUCACAGAAUCAACCUAGAGUAGACAGUCACCAGUAUGAAAUUGAGAUCUCUAAAUUCAUUGAUAAUGAAGAAGUCUGGCUGCAUGAACGUAAAAAGCCCAAGGAAAAGCCCUUAAAGCACAAGCGAUCUGCACCUAUAGAUGUAGAAGUAUUUAGUGUAAAAGAAAGCAAGCAACAAAGAGAUACAAGUAGAAGUCAAGAGAAAAUAGUUCCUAGUUUGAAUCUCUAUAACAGCAGUGAUGAGGAAAAACCCAGAGUUUCUUUAGACAUUUCCACAGACAGCGAAGACUGGCAGGACUUCUUCAUACCUAAACCUGUGGAGGUGGAAAAAGAGGUCACUCCAGAACCGGAAGAACCGGAGGAUGUCCGGCCAUUCCUGGAGCAGGUGAUGGGAGACAUGAGGUCAUCGCUUCCAACAAAAUCCAAGUCCAAGAAUGCCAGGCCCAAAACAGGAGGAAAGUCUGUGAAAAGUGUGGUGAGGGAAUCUAUUGAGGCCCCUGGAUACGAGAGAAAGUGGCAGAGGUCCAGUAUUGCUUGGUCGUCCUACCACCCUCGAGAGCUCAGCAAGAAGACAAGUCUCCCUCCCCAGAGACCAGGUAGUGCUGGGCCUUCCAGAAGAGGGGGGAGGGGGAGGAACUCUGGUAGUGUGGAGAACCUGGUCAGUAGUCGGCCGAGGAGUGGAGGCGUCCAGAAGAAGCCCGCAGUAAAAUCCAGACCCCAGAGUGCCGACCCUAAAGUCAGGAGUGGCAGUGGUAGGCCUGUCCCCCAGGAGAUCCCGGUCAUGGAGGUCCCAGUUGAGGUGGGCUCUGAGGGAGAGGAGGAGAGGCCCCUGUCAGGGGGACGGACCGAGGAGGAGGACAGAACACAGAGUGGGUCCUCAGAGGAGGGGCGGGGUAUCCCUGGGAUCAAGGUCCUGGAUGUGACCUACCCCCCACCCCCCAAGGCCAGCCAGGACAGCCCGUCCUCAGACCUCCCAGGGCUGGUCAACCACAGGCUCCUAGACACAAAGGACACGGCUCCUCCAGCAGCUGAUCCAGCGAGUGUGUUACACGCCUACAACAAAUACCAUGAGAUGACCCCUCGUAUUCGUGACGGUAAUUUCUCGGUGUGGCUGUGUCUUCCUGACGAGUUGCUGCUGAACAUUUUGUCAUACCUCCCUCACUCUGACCUGGUCAGCUGUGCGCGGACAUGUCACCACUUCUACCGAGUCUGUAUGGACAACACUCUCUGGCGAUACAUCACAAUAAAGAAGAACCACAGCCUGACGGACGAGUCUUUGGAGCGAGUGGGGAAACACCACCCGGUCAGUCUGGCCCUGAUCCAGUGUCAUGGCGACUACAUCACCGCCAAGGGACUCCGCAACCUCUUCAGGGCCUGCGCAAACUCCCUCAAGGAGUUGAACUUUUUUGGGUGUAGCCGAGGGGCCCUCACAGGGGACUGUAUUCUCCUCCAUGCGGCCUCACAUUGUAAGGAGCUGACCCACAUAGAUGCCAGCUGGUGCAAUGUCUCAGACAGCGGCAUCGGAGCCAUCGCCAACUCAGCUAACAGGUUGGAGAGUCUGUGUAUCAAUGGUUGUCAGAUGAUCACGAACGAGGGCCUGAUCACUGUCAUCAAGAAGCACGGCAAAUGGCUUCGUGUUCUGGAAAUGUUUGGGUGUUUCAAUAUCAAAGCAAAAGCAGUCAGCUAUUUAUCAGCGAACUGUAUAAACCUGAAGACGUUGAAUCUCGGCCAGUGUUACAAGUUGACGGACUCCCUGAUUUCACAGUUGUCCCCGAGCCUGAGUAAGGUGGAGACGCUGGAUUUACGGGGCUGUAAACAGAUCAAAGACAACUGCAUCAGAUAUGUAGUGAAGUACUGUAACCGACUCCAGACCCUGACUCUAGCCAACUGUCCCAAUAUCACAGACAUCUCGCUGCUCGAAAUAGCUACCUAUCUCAAGGACAUCAGAAACUUAGAUGUGUGUGGGUGUCGGAACAUGACAGAUGGUGGGGUUCGUGCCCUUGCAAAUAACUGCAGCAAUCUCAGGAGCAUAGAUAUCAGUUCCACAGGAUGUACACAUAGAAGUGUGUUAAUGAUGGCCAAUUUCUGCAGUCAGAGGCUGGACUCUGUCAAAUUAAACUUCCUGUCUGACGUCACGGAGCAUGCCGUCAUUAAACUCGUCAAACACUGUAGACGCCUAAAAUUACUCCAUUUGUACGGCUGUACCAGCAUUAGGUCCCUGGCAAACAUACGAGAUGCCAACCCUCAUGUCAAGGUGGAAAUGUGAGGCCAUCCUAACACAGAGAUGUAAUAGGAAGGCCAUUCUCAUACAAGGAGAGCCUGGCUGGUCACUCACUUGAAGCAACGAAAUGCAGAAGGCUGGGAGAAGUAGACUCUUGACUGAUCAUUUUGUAAACAGAGAUACAAGUAUCAGGUGUUAGAAAUUCUAGUCGUCUUUUACGGAAAAGGAGAGUAAAUAAAAAGAAAUAAGUGUAAGCAGAACCAAUACGAAAAUCCUCUAUUUAUUGACAUUGUGACCUUGACCUUUUUACAGAUGACCUCUGUGUGACCUUCGCAACUCCAGUGUUUUCCUUAUCUGUGAUAGAAGAGUGAUAAAAGAGUCCCUAUUAUUUUAUGAUUUGUUAACAAAGCAAAUGUCUUUUAGACACCCCGACUGCCAUGUUGUACAUUGUACACGUAUUAUAAUGUGUUUGUAUUAAAAUGUUUUGCUGAAACCUUGAUGUAUUGUAAAUUCAAAGCUGUGAUAACUUACCAGAUUGAUGAAUCAUUUCCUAGUUUAAUAAAUGUUGAAAGAU